AUGUUGAAUGCUCUGUCCUCUCUCCUAUGGAAAACAGUAGGAGUAAUCGGAGCAACCGCCCCCAUUGCCAUUGCUCUGUCCCUCAUCACCUCCAUUUGGUUUUCGAAGGAUGAAUCCAUGGAGGGCCUGAAGAUGUUGGUUCGUUGGGAGAAAUGGCUGUGGGAGGGAGUGGUGAAUAGGCAAUAUGCUGGCCCUAGGAUGCGCACGGCGGCAAAGCAACGAUCGCCGGAAGACGCACGGGGCGGAGAAGUCUUGAUGGCGGAAGAUAGCCACGGGCGGGAUAGUGAUCCCCGACAGGAAUCUAGGGACCGGAAAUGGUACCCUCUGUCCAUAAUCGCCUCCAUUUGGUUUUCGCAGGAUGAAGCCAUGGAGGGCUGGGCGACGUUGAAUCGGUGGGUAAAAUGGCUGUGGAAAGGGUUGCUGUAUAGGCAAAAUGAUGGCCCUAUGCUGCGCACGGCGGCAAAACAACGUUGGCUGGAAGACGCACGGGGAGGCGAAUUCUUGAUGACGGAAGGUAGACAUGGGCGGGAUAGUGAUCCUCGACAGGAGGCUAGGGACCGGAGAUGGUGCCCCUGGAUAACAUAUGUAUCGGUAAUGUGUAGAAAGAACCUUCAAGAUUGGCGAACAACUAUACGCCCUGAUGGGGUAUGGGGCCAAAUCGAUGACCAGAGCGUAAAUCCGGUGAUCGGAGAUGAUGAUCGGACACUGGAGCUGACGUGGAGUGGUUGGCGGAAAAUCCGCAGUAUCCAAUUUGUUCGGGAUAUAGAUAAUAUUGAGUUGUUUAAUUUCGAAAUCAGGAGGAAGAUAUAUCUUAACCGAAUGCCGUUGGGGGAUUGGGAUGAGAAGCAGGGCAGAUCCCUGUGCGUGUCUGGUACAAAAUUAAAUCCUUUGGUUAUUCUCCUGGAUCCUACCAGGUUCCCAAAUUGGGUUAGGACUCUAGGAGCCUCUAUAAAUUUGGCAGAACUGUUCAGCAGCCUUUUCGUGCAAAAGAAAUACAAAGGCUGGCUGGUGAAUUGUUUACAGCGAGCAAGAGUUGGCCGUGAGAUUAACCUAUCGUUAAAAUUGAGAAUGGGUGACACAAAACAGAAGAGAAACAACGAGCAGCUAGGGCAGGGAGCAAUGGCGGACGCGUGCAUAUGCCAAGACCAGGUCGUGGAAUUCUCAACUGAGGAUGUGGCUGUGAGUAUGCAAAGGGCGAAGAUGAGUCUACUUGGGAGAUUGUUCAUCGAGAACCGACCGAGCCUCUCGGUGAUUCACAAGAUCGUAACAAAUGCGUGGGAAUGUCGUAAGAAGGUGCAGGUACUGGAGGCUGAGAUGGGGCUACUCCAAUUCCUGUUCGACGAUGCGGAGGACAUGGAAUGGGUGUUGAAACGUACGCCAUGGCCAGUGAAGGAUCGGGUGUUGCACCUCCAGCGAUGGGCGCCAGUCACAGAGGAGGUCUUUGAAUCGCUAGGAUUCGCACCAUUUGGGGUGCAGAUGUGGGGAAUUCCAUCCCACUGCCGCACAAUUGCAUUUGGGAGAAGAGUUGCGGAGAUGAAGCUAGGCGAGGUGAUUGACGUCGGGCUGUUCGGGGUGAAAGGAGAAUCGGACCAGUUCGUAAAGGCACGAGUAAAGAUCAACGUCCUCGAGCCGUUGCGAUCACAAGUCUGGGCGAGCAAUGAAGUUGCUGGGAAAUUCUGGGUGACAUUUGCCUAUGAAUUCCUCCCCCUGUUCUGCUUUCACUGUGGCAGAUUGGGGCAUAUGGAGAGGAAUUGUGUGUACCCGGCGCCGAUUGGGGAAGAGCGAUACAGUCAGGAGAUGGCGACGACUGAGGUUGGAUUCCGACUCAAUGAAGAGACGCUCAAGGCGGCGCAGUUCAGUGCCCCUCUGCUACCACAGUCGGUGUGGGUGAAUCCCAAAACAAAGGGGCAUCAGGCGGCCAACACAGCAGCAGCCCGCGGUGAGAAGAGGAAGGCAGAGGAGAAGGGGGUGUGGCGGGAUACGGUGUUGGCGAUACCCGCCGGCGGAGAGCAGGCUACAAAAGGGGCGCAGGGGAAGAUGCUGGCGGCGGGGGCUCGAGACGCGAUUCGCACAGGGGGAUCAGCAGCACCUUUGAAGGCUGGCCGCGGGUCUCAGGGGGAGGAGGCAGGGCAUCGGCCGAAGUCGGUGAGGCAGAAUAAGGCGGCACCCUCUGUUGGUCGCGGGAAGAAUCCUCUGUCAAAUGGGGGGCGAGCUCCAAUGGCGGCCAAGGAGCAAGGGGAAGUAGCAAAGGGGGGAGAGAAGGGGAAGCUACGGAAGGAAGAGGGAGCUGAUGAGGGACGUGAUACCCAGGGCAAGCUGCAGAAGGGGGAUCGUGAUUUGGUGGGGAAGCCGAGCAGUGGGCUGUCGGGUGCAAGCCUGGGGAAGGAUGUGGGCUUUGGGCCCAACUGCAGCGGGCCAGCUAAAGUGGCGGGGUGUGGGGAGGAAGUGAUGAUUGAUAAUAAGGCCACGGGGGAGGCAAAUGCAAAUCGAAAUGGAGACCGGUCCGAGGCGGGGAUGGAGAAACAGGAUGUGGGAGAGAAGCCGGUGGUGCUGGAGGUGGCCGCAGAAGUUGCUAAUGAGUAUGGAUCCAACCUGCCCAAACUAGCGGAAGUGUUCAGGAUGGCGAUUGCGGAGGACGAGCUGGACGAUCGCAAAAGGGCAGCGGACAUGGUGGAGGAUCUGCCGCGGGAUCCGACGCCGACGAAGAAAAUUUGCGCGGAAAAGUCAAGUGCGAAGCCAGUGGAGACGGUGGAGGUAGCCAGCCCGAAAUGGCCCCAAUCGAUUAAAUGA
This is a messenger RNA of Linum trigynum, 2790 nucleotides long. Lineage: Eukaryota; Viridiplantae; Streptophyta; Magnoliopsida; Malpighiales; Linaceae. The record is from the annotation of a GenBank genome assembly.